Messenger RNA from Mesocestoides corti, 2214 nucleotides. The record is from the annotation of a GenBank genome assembly. Lineage: Eukaryota; Metazoa; Platyhelminthes; Cestoda; Cyclophyllidea; Mesocestoididae.
AUGAAGCGCGAUUCCAGAGAUUAUGAAUCGGAAGGUCCUCCUAAGAAGAUGCAGAGGGCUAAUUUGUCAAAUAUAUCCGUGCGGUUCCUGAUCCCAGCGCGUGCCGCCGGCCUGAUUAUUGGGAAGGGGGGUGAAAACAUUAAGAAGAUUCGUUCACAGGUGACUGGUGUCCAACUUUUUAGACCCUUGAAACUGAAUAUCCCCGACACGAGAGGCACAGAACGCUGCGGCAAUAGGUGUCAACUUCUUUUAGUUAUAUCUAACAAAUCGUUCCUUCCUGGAUUGUUUAGCGUCUUCGCUAUUGAGGGAGCCCUAUCAGACAUUUGCAAUGUGUGGCGCGAAAUUAUGCCCAAGUUGAAGGACGUGAUGAGCGCCAGACUCUCUGACCCCAAGGUGAUCAUGGGUCAAGGACGUCUGCCAAGGCGGAAACGUGUUCAGGAUGGGGAUGGGGAAAAGAAUGAAGGCGACCAGCCAGAGGAAGAGGAAGAUGACAAAAUGAUUGAUUUGCGGCUUCUUGUUCACCAGAGUAUAGCGGGGUGCAUAAUCGGGAAGGGUGGUGAUCGAAUUCGCGAGCUGCGACAGAAACACAAAAUGCGGGUGAUCAAAGUGUAUCAAAUGUUCGCUCCCGGUUCUACAGAUCGUGUUGUGCAGCUGAUUGCAGAGCCAGAAAACGCGAUACAGUGUAUGGAAGCGAUCGUCGAGGUUGCUGAGGUUACAACCAUUCGAGGCCCCACUGAGCUCUAUGACGCUACCAACUGCUGCGAAGCUGAUGCGCUCACUUAUGGCGGAUGGCUUUCACCUGAGGGGCUCCAAGCUCUAUCACAAGGCAUGCCUCUCAAUGGCGGAGCGCCACCAUCCAUGGGUGGACGUUAUGGACCUCCUCGCGGCGGGCUUCCGCCUCCAAUGUACCCGGGUCGCCAACGCGGUGGACCUCCGAUGUACCAGCCGCCUCGUGGUGGGCCACCAAGGCAGCCACAGCAGCAGUGGGGCUACGAUGGAGGCUACCCAGAGGGCGGGUAUGUCGCUUACCCUCAGCAGCCGCCCGUAACUGGCACCUAUGAUGUCAGCCAAUACGCCCAGCCGCCACAGACCGCUUAUAACGCACCACCGCCCAACACUGGUGUGCCGCCGUACAGACCCGUUGCCCCCACAGCGGUUGCUCCACCAACCGCUGGUGCGCCCAUCUACGGAGCACCCCCGCCCCCAGUCACCACCGGAGGUUAUGCGUUCCCACCGAUGACUGGAGCGCCUGCCCCGAACUAUCCACCAAGUAUUGAAGUUGACAAGUUUGCAAAUCGAAUUGAAGAAGAAAGACGGAAAAUCUGUGUUAAUGUUCUCGUUUUAGAAGCAAAAGCUCGUUUCGAUAGCCAACUCAAGCAGCGGUUGCAGCAGGAAGAGGAGUCCACCAAAUUGGAGGCUGAUCUCGAACGCAUCUUGGGCGUUUGCUUCGUCCAGUGCAACGGACAACAACCCGGUGAUCUCGCCUCCUUUAAUCCGUAUUUAACGAAGACAUUGGGGGAGGUUCGGGUUGCUGCUCAGCGUAUUAGGUACGUGCCUUGUGGCCACUUUGACCCUGGUGUCGUCGUUUUCAAGAAAUGUGUGUGUGUGUGUGUGUGUGAACUUGCUAACCACGCCCUACAUUUCUGUUCACAUGUUGCGCGCUUUAGAGAUGAACGGAUGGAAAUUUUAACCCAGUACAAAGCCAAACUAGACCAGUUUGAGGUGCUCUACCAGAGAAAUAUGAUGCUGGAGCUAUUUAUUGAGUCCUGGCGCAAGAAUCUGGGCGAAGGCAAGACAAUUUCUGAGAUUCCCCAACUCGUCAAAAAUUUGUCUGAGGCUGUUGCCGAGUUUUACGACGUUCCGGCUCACAAGCUGCUCGAACAGGCGUUGCAAGAGCGAACUCUGCCUCGACAAGCCACUUCUCCCAAAGCCUCGGUCACCGAGUCAGCACCGAUGGUGACCGACGAGACUAUUUGCAACGUCACCGAGAUACCGCUGUCCGCCGAGACACCCAUCUGUCGUCCCCGGGGUGACGCGGAGCCCUCGAUUUUGUGCGGGUCGAAGGUGAUUGCCAAUCCUGAGUUUAGUCGACUCGAGUUUGAUGCCACAAUGACGGAUUUUGAGGUGGAACAGGGCAUCUACUCGGAUGAGGCUCUCCGCAGACUGAUAAAUUCCAAGAACACUGCCAUAGUUGAUCAAGAUCAGACCCUUUAA